AUGGGGGAGGGGGCCGGCGGUCCCCGGAGCGGGCGGGGGAGAGGAGGGGGGCGAGGGGAGGUACGCAGAAGCAGCAGAGUCACUUCACCGACCAGACGCCGCGGCCACCGCCGAAGCCGCCGCCAUUUUAAUAGAGCGUUCGGGCUGCGCUCGGCACUUUCCGUCCGGGCGAAGGAGCCGAAGAGAAGCGCCUCGCGCUCUCAUUCCUCCGCCUCCCGCCCUCUCUUCGCCUCCCGCCCUCCCACCUCUCCGCCGCACACACGCCGCACGCACGACACCGCCGCGGCCCGCUCGCUGCCCUCCUUUUCCUCUUCCGUCCGGCCUCCCCGCCCUCGGUCCACCCCCUCUCCGCGCUCGCCCACCCCGCCCAGCCCGGAUCUCAGUCAGCCGCCGGAAGGGAAACGCGAAGCCAGUGCGGUCGCGGGGGGAGUCGGGUCCUCUAAGGUUCAUCCGCCCUCGAACAGUAAGACACCUGGUGUGACUAGAAAUGGCGGACUGUUCACAUUGGAAUCUCCUCCACUUUACGCCAGAGGGUCCCUCACGAAGUGCCCCAUCUACGACUCUCCACCUGAAACAGCAUAUUACGCUUCUCAGCGAAGAGCAAUUUUAAAAGGUUUUGUCACACCAUCACCUCGCCAUGCAAGGACCACCAUCCUGGAAUUUGCCUUUCUGCCGCUUGAAGUUGAUGCUGUGAAAUUCUGGGCAUGAUAUGAGUGGCUUCAUAUGAGCAGGUGUCAAAGGAGAGACCACCGUCUCAGGAAGGAAGUGCCCCCCACAAAAAAAAAAACCUGGAGUCAUCUUCUGGAGGGCGGGCCCCUUGUAAGUACAGGCUUCCCCAGUGUGAGUAUUCUAGGAACCCAUCUGUUUCAGUGUUCCAGCUGGCCGUUGUGAGAGGCUGCAUUCAGUUUCAGUGAAUUUUUUUUUGAAGACUUUCGAUGCAUUUGCCCAUUUUGAUGGAUAAUUUACACAAUGUUCAGCAGUAAAAUUUUGUUUCCUGUUGGGGAAAAAUGAGGUAGAAAUGGUUACAAAGAAGCUGCUUUAAGUAAAACAAGUUUAUGAAUGGUUUUCUCAUUUAAAUGAGGCAAAAUGUAUAUUGAUGAUGAACCUUGUUUCGAGCAUUCUUCAACCAGCCAAACUGAAGAAACUGUGGUAAGAGUUCAUCAAGCCAUCUUGAAAGAUUCCCAUUGGACUACUGAAUGAACUUGCAGAUUUGACUGUGGUGUCAUGGAAUUCCUGUCAGCAAAUUUUAUGUGAUAAUUUGGCAUGAAAUGAGUUUUAGCAAAACUUGUGCCUCACUUGCUCAUGCCUGAACAAAGAGACAAUUGCUUGGCUACGAGCUGUGCUUUGAAGGAGCAGUUGGAAGCUGACCCAGAUUUUUUUUCAAAAGUCAUAACCAGAGAUGAAUCUUGGUGUUACAGUUACAACCCUGAAAUGAAACAAGAAUCUUCGAGUAGUCAGUGGAAAACUGCCACUUCCCCACAUAAGUGAAAUCAACCAUGAAAACAGUGAUCAUCUGUUUCUUUGAUGUGAAAUGGGUUGUGCUUUUGAAAUUUUUUCCUAUGGGUCGGUGAAACAGUCAACCAAAGUUUUUAUCUGGAAGUUUUGAGAAAGUUAUGAUUUGCAGGAGAAAAGCCCCUGUGGCAAACAGGUGACUGGUUCUUCCAAGGUGACAAUGCACACUGAAUUUUGAGCAGUUUUGACCAGAGAAGGCAAGACCCCCCACCCUCCCUAUUCACCUAAUUGCCCUUUGAGCACUGGCCUGUGAAACAAGGGGUCACCGUUUGAUUCCCAGUCGGGGCACAUCCUGGGUUGUGGGCCAGGUUGGGCCCCAAGUAGGGGGGUACUUGAGAGGCCAACCACACAUUGAUGUUUCUCUCCCUCUCUACUCUCUGUCUAAAAAUAAAUCAAAUAUUUUUUAAAAAAUUGGCAGAAGAGGUGCAAAGCAUCAAAAUCAAUGAGUUCAUAAACUAUUUUGAGCAGUGGGAAAAAUGUCCUGAUAGGUGUAUUGCAUCAAAUAAAGAAUACUUUGAAAGUGGCUGAAGUUUAAUAUGUAAGAGUAAAUAUACAAUAUUUUAUAAAUCUGGUUUGGGGGCAUCUUCCCCUUACAUUAUAAAUUUAAAAUGAAUCAUGGUAUGGUUUCUCUAGGGCUGGCCAUAUGUUUCAAUUCUUGCUGUGAAAUGUAAACAGAAAUCUGCAGAGUGGGUCUCUUAAAAAGAAUUGCCCAUUCCUAAUUAAAAAGAAACAAAUUCAGCAGAUGUGCCCCUUAACCCUAAAUACUUUCUGCCUGGAACAUUCUUAAUACACAAAAUAACAGCAUUAAUUUAAAUUAUUUUAACAAUGAAACCACAAGAUAAAUGCAAACUAUAAGGUUGAUAAUGCAGAAUAAUAAUGUGUGGGUGGGUUGCUGAUAUAUCUUGAGCAUCUGUCAACACCCUCCUUAUGUGAGAAAAAUCCCUUUUUCCUUAAUCCAGUCUUAGAUUUCCAUUACUUGAAGCCACAUUUCUAACUGAUGCAGGUAUUUGGAUAAUUAUUUGUAAGGAUCUGUCAACCAUGCUUUUAUGACCACAGUGGACCCAUAACAAUUCUUGGAAAUAGGACAACUACUACUACAUAUUCUCCUUUAAACAUUUUUUUAACAAGAAGUUGCUUCCUAGUUUUGUUUUGUUUUUUCCUUUAAAAAAAUUCUGUGAAGUGAUGCUGGGUUUAAGGUGAUUUGAGCCCUGACUGAUGUGGUUCAGUUGGUUGGGCAUCCCACAAAGUGAAUGGUCACUGGUUCAGUUCCUGGUCAGGGCACAUGCCUGGGUUGCAGGUUCUGACCUGAGUUGGUGCGUGCAAGAGGCAACUGAUCAAUGUUUCUCUCCCUCUCCCUCCCUUUCCCUCUUUCUAAAAAAAAAUAAGUACUUAAAAUGAUUUGAGAAUCUAGAGAAUUAUUCCCAUAUAUGAUCACUGCUCUUCAGUCAUCACUUCAGGGCUCAAGAGUCAAUAAUGUCUCAUGCUUUGUAGGCCAUCCAAUUUCUUAAUCACAACUACUUGACUCUAUAAGCACAAAAGCAGCCGUAGAUAAUAUAUAUUGAGUAUGACCGUUCCAGUAAAACUAUGGACACAGAUUUUACAUUUGUUUUCAUGUAUCACAAAAUACUAUUUUUUCGUUUUGUUUUAACCAUUUAAAAAUGUAAAAAUUCUUAGCCCACAGGCCACACAAAAACUUGUAACUAGUCAUAUUGGCUUAUGGGAUGUAGUUUAUCAACCCUUUAUCUAUAUUCAGCUGCUUAUCAAAAGACAAAGGCAUAGAAGCUAAUAAAAAGGUUGCCUGACUGACUCAAUACUCUUCACUCUGUACUAACUUGGUAUACGUGUUAACAGAGACUUUUUAAUGUGCUUGAAAGGUGUUCAUUCUAAAAGAAUAAUAGAACAAAAUCUCUAACAUCCCCUAAAUUCUUAUAAGUUGAUUAAAAAAUAUUUUAGUUGGCGGUUCUUCGAUGGGGGAAGGAAAGGUGAGAAUCAUCAAUUGUCUGACCUCAUGAGGGCCCCUACCAGGACCUGAACCUGCAAUGAGGCAUGUACCAGCAACCCUUCACUUUGUGGGACAGCACCCAACCAAAUCAUACCCAUCAGAAUCAGGGCUUAUAAAUUAAUUUUAAAACCAGUAAUCAGCAAUUACCGUACAUCUAUAGCUGUAAGACUGAUAAUGACUUCAAUAUUUUGUAUACAUGUCACCAUCUAGUGGUAGAAUUGUGCUUUGAGUAAAAUUGUACAAUCUGAAAUUUCUAAUUUUCUUUUUUUUUU
Molecule: messenger RNA, 3786 nt
Organism: Artibeus jamaicensis (Jamaican fruit-eating bat)
Lineage: Eukaryota; Metazoa; Chordata; Mammalia; Chiroptera; Phyllostomidae
Product: protein FAM117B-like
Exons: 5
Coding region: 1-708 (235 amino acids)
Source: RefSeq, a predicted model, not a curated record